Molecule: messenger RNA, 330 nt
Organism: Cucurbitaria berberidis CBS 394.84
Lineage: Eukaryota; Fungi; Ascomycota; Dothideomycetes; Pleosporales; Cucurbitariaceae
Exons: 3
Coding region: 1-330 (109 amino acids)
Source: RefSeq, a predicted model, not a curated record
AUGUCGGUUCUCUACCUCACUCUCAUCGCAGCUCAGCUGUACGCUUCCUGCCUCUCCAUCACGGCCACCAUGUCCACCUUCGCCGACCCAGACAUCCUCCUCAAGACCUGGAAGAAGCCAGCGAUGAGCCUGGCCUACAAACUCGCGCCCCUUACGGCCCUUUCUCAUUCACUACCAAACUUCAAGACCAACUCGUCAUCGAUGAGUACCACCCUCAGGACUACACACGCCGCAGCUACCAGCGGGCAUGUGUGCGACAAGCUUCCGUCCCUCGUUGAGAUGCCAAUGGGCGGCAUGCAGUGCGCAGUCAUCUAUGUUUGCGUUUCAUAG